AGAGGAACAGCUAGUUACCAAGGAGACUCCCUGAUGAAUCAGAGACUGACUGGUAUAAGAUCUAGACACAUUGUAUCUUCUUAAUUCAUGAGCCCUUACAUUUUAAACAGGGGGGGAAAGAUCCUAUCACAACCAACUGUGGACCAUGCAUUUCUCCUGCCAAUGAGGACAGUUUUUAUUUUUGCCACAGAAGCAAAUUAGCAAGUGCAUCUUGUGUGGAAUCAGUUAACAGAUUUAGACAAAUGGGGGAAUUUCUCUGGAGCACUCUUGAUUCAGAAAAACAAAUACCAUCCAAGGACGAAGGGCUCCAGAUGGAGGCGACAGAAGAAAAGACUUAAAAGCCCCUAUUUCCAUACAGGAAUGAACAAGAAGAUGCAGUGUCAAGUGAGUACUGGAGAAGCAUCUGCAUAUCUGCUUUGCUGCAGCCUUGGUAUUUCUAAAAGUAAAGGUUGUGUCAGAAGAAAAGGUGUUUUCUUCCUAUUUAUCUCUGCAUGUCUGGCAUUGAACUGAAUGGAUCAGGAUUCUAACUUCCACAAAACCAGUUCAAAAUUGGCUGAAUGCAGAAGCUAGACUAUAUUCAGCAUCAACAGCUUUCGUCAAUAAUCCUAAUGCGUCAAUACCAUUGUCCAAAGUAUUGUCAAUAAGCCUUGGUUUUGUUUCUGACUUGUCCACAGUUUUUCUCCAAGUACCAGGCGAAUGUGAUGAAUUUUGCAAAGUGACAUAAAAUGCACUUAUCCAGUACAAACCUGAAGUUUCCUGCUGUUAAUGGGAAUUACCAUAAUGUCCAUGAAACAUGUGAACAGUUCAGUCAGCCGAAGAUGUGUAAACAGAGCAGAUGAGAAGAGGAGUUUUAAAAAACGUGGCAAAAAUAAGGAGCUCUGUAAAAUAAAGUUUACAUGUGGGAAGCUCAGCUCUUUUAGACUUACUUUAUUCAACAGAGGGUCUCCUUACCCCGCGACUUCUGACUGCUCAUUUUAGGAAAAUUACUGAACACGUCGGUAUUUUUCCUUUCCACUUAAAAAAAAUAAUAAUUAAACACCUUUGGAACUGUAAGAAAAGUGAAAAAUAUUCCAAGACAGACAUCGAGAGACAAGAUUUAUGGAAAUCUCCCUCUUGAAAAUAAGCUAUUUUCUCAAAGGUGAAAACUACAGAAGUAUGUAAAUUAAAGGAAAAAUCUUUUUUUCGGAUCCAGUUGAAAUCUCCAUACUGGGAACAGAGAGUCCACUGUUGCUAAGGUCCUUCCGUCAUCCCUCCAAGACCUCCACAGUAAGGAAAGGCACCACUGGGCAAUCCUCUAAGAUGUUUAUUUGGACCAGUGGCCGGACCUCCACAUCUUACAGACAUGACGAGAAAAGAAAUAUUUACCAAAAAAUCAGGGAUCACGAUCUACUGGACAAAAGGAAAACAGUCACAGCUCUGAAAGCAGGAGAAGAUCGGGCCAUACUCCUAGGACUGACUAUGAUGGUGUGCUCCAUUAUGAUGUACUUCCUCCUGGGAAUUACGCUGCUGCGGUCAUACAUGCAGAGUGUUUGGACAGAAGAGGCUCAGUGCACACUCCUCAAUGCAUCGAUCACAGAAGCAUUUAACUGCUCAUUUAGCUGUGGUCCAGACUGCUGGAAAAUCUCUCAGUACCCCUGUCUACAGGUGUACGUUAACUUAACUUCUUCUGGGCAAAAGCUCCUACUUUACCACACUGAAGAGACGAUGAAAAUUAAUUCUGAGUGUUCCUACAUCCCCAAGUGUGGCAAGAACUACGAAGAGUCCAUGUCACUUGUGAGUGUUGUAAUGGAAAAUUUCAGGAAGUACCAGCGCUUCUCAUGCUUUUACGACCCAGAAGGCAUUCAGAAGAAUGUGAUAUUAACCAAACUUUACAGUUCCAACGUGCUGUUCCACUCACUUUUCUGGCCAACAUGCAUGAUGAUUGGGGGGGUUGCCAUCGUUGCCAUGGUAAAGCUGACUCAGUACCUCUCCCUCCUCUGUGAGAGAAUCCAAAGGAUCAACAGAUAAAAGCAAAAACUUCUCUGAGAUGUAUUUCAGCUAAAAUACUGUUUUUUCAUUCUUCACCAAAGAACCUUAAGUUUGUAACGUGCAAGUCUGUUAUAAGUUCCUUACUAUAUUCUUAUAAGUAGAGCAAUAAUGCAAAAGCUGUUCUAUAUGCAAACAUGAUGUUAUUAUUAUGCAGACAACAGGAAAAAAAAUACUGUUUGUGUUGGUUGUCUAAUCUGAUCUCAUUUUAUGCUGGAACUAGUACUUCUUUCUUUUCUACAGCCAAAAUAGGGCUCGGUGUGACCAUUUGCCAAGCUUUGUCAAUGAACACAUCAACAUUUCAGUGUAACAUUCUGGGAGAAAUUCACCCCUGUGCAGAGGGCUAGCAAAAGGCCUGGGCAUCAUUUAUGUCCCAUUUAAUCCUCAGGGCAUGCAACGGGUGGCUUUGGAGGGAAUGAGGGGAACAAAAGUAUAGAACCAAUGUCUUUUUAUGGUAAGAGGGUAUAGAAUGGAUGCAUAUACGAUUGACAGCUUAAGUGGGACUUGCAUGUUACUUGUGCUGGCUCUCCCUGCAAAGGGGAAAAUUUCACCCUUUGGUGUUUUAGGUCUUUUGUAAAACACCUUGGAGAUGGAUAUUUGCAAUAUGUUUUCCUCACAUCACAUCAUCUACAGAAGCUACAGCCAAAAACAAAGAAAAUUCAACCAAUUUCAUUUUCUACUCCAAGCUGAGCCCUAUUGCUGGAGAUGGGACCAGACACCUUAUGUAAAGGUUUAUUACACAUUUGUCUUGUAUUUGCUACCAUAUCACUGUAAAGAAAAACAAAAACACAA
Messenger RNA from Chrysemys picta bellii (western painted turtle), 2817 nucleotides. RefSeq names its product calcium-activated potassium channel subunit beta-2. NCBI's taxonomy places the organism in Eukaryota, Metazoa, Chordata, Testudines, Emydidae. Gene Ontology annotation, cellular component: voltage-gated potassium channel complex; membrane. Gene Ontology annotation, molecular function: potassium channel regulator activity; calcium-activated potassium channel activity. Gene Ontology annotation, biological process: detection of calcium ion; potassium ion transport. The record is from RefSeq and is a predicted model, not a curated record.